AUGGAUGUUUUCUUGACUCGACUCACGCAGCAGGCGAUGAACUAUGCGAUUCGCUCUGGGAUAGCUAUAACAGCUACCUAUGCGAUGCGCCAGUCAUCGCGACUGCUCAAGAAUGUAGAUGGCGAAGAUCGUGCGGAGCUACUUUCAUUGCAGCAAAGACUACAAAGCAAAAUACAGGUCAUAUCUCCGUCAAUUGACAUGAUUGAAUUGAUCGCCGCUCGAGGAAACACGUCUCUUGAGUCUGCUGUUGCUCUGACAAAAUCUCUGAGAUGGGACAUCCAGGCACUUGGACAGCGACUGGCAAAAGCAGCUUCAUCUGAAGAAUUUUCCAGAAAGAGCUCGAGAUCCCCAAAAAGUCGGGUAAACAUUGAUGUCGAAAUCAAGUACAUCAUUAAAGAUAUCAAGAAUCUGCUGAAUCGGAUUGAAGAUGCGGUGCCCCUUAUGAACUUGGCCAUCACCACCUCGGGAGCUAAACUAUCUACCAAUCUUCCUUCAACAGUAUCACCGUCUCGCCUUCUUCAAGCCAGUACAUUCCUAACCGCUUGCGAUACACAAUAUUCCAUGUCCCAAUCUCAGGCGAUUCAAACUGGACCCACAUUUACACUUUCAAUGUACAUGCUUUUUUCUAGCCAUGUACGCCCACAUGAUGAAGAAUCAGUCCGGGCGGCAACCUGGAAAGAAGUCAUGCACAAGGCCCGCUUGAAACUGCGACGCGUGCCAAUGAGCUUGUACUAUUCGGGUGAUCAGACCAGAGCACCGCAGAUUUCAGCGCCGGCAGGAACCGAUGAAUACGCCUACCAAGUGAUGAUUAUUGAGGACUUGGAUGAUGGGCGAGUCCAUACAUUUGAAGACGAUGAACCCCAACCGCAUAGUUAUGAAGGCGUUGUCAAUGCCGGUGUCAGAGAGAUUCUUCCCAUUCAUCAGAUCUCCAAGAUUUUUUACGCAGACACAGGUCGAAUUCUCAACAUCAAUUCUGAAGGAGAGACCAAUAACCCCGUCCUAUUGUUGAAAAGAGAUAUGAAUGCUCUUCCUCCACGUCGGAUGAUGGAAAGUGAAGAUGUUGAAGACGGGUAUGCCUCUGACAAGUCCGAGGACUCGUUAGAUGAGGCUCAAGCACAACUUGACUCCCAAUUACACGGAACAGGUGCCUCGGCCCAUCAAAGUUUUGACUCCCUCCACGAAGACUCCAUUCCCGAAGAAUGGCGUCUGCCUUCUGGCCUUGAUCCGGAAUGGAUCGCAUUUGAAGUCUACAACGAAGACGAAGGCUCGGAUACAGAGUCUGAAGCAGAUAACACUCCUCACACCCCGACUACUGAGCCUUCAAUCGACCCAACCAUGAUGGCAAAGCUAUCUCUCAAUGACAAGUCCUCCUCACCAUCGCCUCCUCCAUCUCAGUACAAUGAUGGUACUCAACCUACAGUGACAGUCUCACACCCCCAGUUCGAAAACAUUCGCACGUCCCUAUCCCUUCUCGAGACUCUUCUCCGCUUAACCUCCCUCCAGCAAUUCCAGCAACAAUCCCACCUAUCCAUCAGCGACGAACUGCUGAACUUCUUUCUUGAGGAAUCCUCAACCACUGGUGCCGGAGGUGACGAGCAGCACCGCCAGCGUCUCCGCUCUGAAGCCCGUCGCCGUGUUGGCUGGGAUCCUUACGAUGAAAGCCCCGUUAAACACCGCGGUGAAGAUUACCAGUAUGGUAGUCCCUCUGCGUAUCACCGCGAGGGAGACGAGAGAUACUCUCCUGGGGGAACUCCAGAAAGAUUCCAGCUUCGUUCUCGAGAGAGUACGCCGGAAACUCCUCCGCAGAGACGAGGUUCGCCUUCAACUCGCUACGAUCGAACACGGCCUAGUGGGUUACGAGGAAUGACUCCGGCAUAUGCAAGUGAGAGCGGCUCUACGACACGCUCUCCGCUGGCUAGGAAGACUAGUGGGGCGUCGAAUGAGAGUGUUAGGAAUAGGGUGAUAGAAUAG
Molecule: messenger RNA, 1971 nt
Organism: Penicillium longicatenatum
Lineage: Eukaryota; Fungi; Ascomycota; Eurotiomycetes; Eurotiales; Aspergillaceae
Product: RanGTP-binding protein
Exons: 5
Coding region: 1-1971 (656 amino acids)
Cellular component (GO): nucleus; cytoplasm
Molecular function (GO): GTPase regulator activity
Source: RefSeq, a predicted model, not a curated record